CGGCCGGCCGCGGGCCAGGCUCCCGGCACCUCCGGGAGUGGGAGGCGCCCCGCAGAAGUGCUCCGGGGCCCGGCGCGCCUGGGACUCCGCCCUGCAAGGCCGCGGCGCCCACCUCCGUCUCUCCUUCCCCGAGGAGCGGCGAGAAAGCCCGCCACGCGGAGCGCGGGCCGGCGCUGGCUGAGCCCCGCCCGGAGCCGCCCGGAGCCCGCGAGGCGGCGCUGAGCCCGGAACCCUGCGCAGGGCCGGGGGCGCAGCUCGGGUCCAGGGCCCGCGGGAGGCUCGGAGCGGGCCUCGCUCGCGGCGUGCGCCCCGGAGCCUGGCGAGGCCGGGGCCAGCAGGGCGCGCGGCGGGGCGGUUGCGCGGCCGCGCGGUUCCCGCACCCUCCUCGCUCCGCCCCGGCGCUCUGCAGCGGCCGUCGUCGUCUGGAGCUCCCGGAGCGAGGGCGUCCGGCCGGGCGCGCCGGCACCGCACGCGCCAUGGCGCUGGUGCCCUACGACGAGGCCUCGGGCCUGGGGCUGCGCAGGUUCCACAAGCCCCUCGCCACCUUCUCCUUCGCCAACCGCACCAUCCGGGUCCGCCAGGACUGGCGGCAGCUGGGGGUCGCCGCGGUGGUUUGGGACGCGGCCGUCGUUCUAUCCACGUACCUGGAGAUGGGCGCUGUGGAGCUCAGGGGCUGCACUGCUGUGGAGCUGGGGGCCGGCACAGGGCUGGUGGGCAUCGUGGCCGCCCUGCUGGGUGCUCAUGUGACUGUCACGGAUCGAAAAGUGGCAUUAGAAUUUCUUCAAUCAAACAUUCAAGCCAACUUACCUCCCCACAUCCAGACCAACACUGUGGUGAAGGAGUUGACUUGGGGACAAAAUCUGGAGAGUUUUUCACCUGGAGAAUUUGAUCUGAUACUUGGAGCUGACAUCAUAUAUCUAGAAGAGACAUUCAAAGAUCUUCUUCAGACACUGGGCUACCUCUGUGGGGACCACUCUGUGAUCCUUUUAGCUUGCCGGAUUCGCUAUGAACGGGAUAACAACUUCUUAGCAAUGAUGGAGAGGCAGUUCACUUUUUACAAAUUAUUCAUCUUCUAAACCAGUGGCGGCAAACCUACGGCUGCAUCUACUGCAGUGCACUGUCUGUUAUCACCGAAAGCUCUCAGCCUCGCCCUCCCUGUUCUAAAUGGACUCAGUCAUCUGCCCUCGAUAUCUUCCAGAUGUGGUCUGAGUAGUGGGUUAAUUCCCUCCCUUGGUCUAGACAUUAGGUUUUACUACUAAGGUAGCCUGGUAGUAUACUGGGGAGGGAGUUGGACUGUAUUAUAUCAAUUAUAAUCAAAGAGUUAAAGGUCUUUCAAGUGAAUUUUUAAUCCAGAAUCUGAUACAUCUUGAACACCUGGUUUUAUUUCAUCCCCACAUUCACAAUUUUACAAUGAUUACUAUCACUUUCUUUCAGUCUACUUCCCUUGGCUGCUAUGCUUUUGAAGUACUUACUCUCUUCUCCCUCUUGGUACUCGCCUCGUAAGGUGCUGUCAUUUGCAAAUCCGAUGACCAUGACUUUUAUAUCGUUCAGCUAUACUGUUAUUAAAACACCAAUCCAAAUGAGACCAAGUGGAGGGCCUUUCGAGGACUUCCUCUGGAUAUAAAUUAAGCACUAUAAAGAUGGGUCAUUCUAGUACUAUCAGUUAACCUCUGUUUCCCCAAACUUGCAACAGUAUCACAAGAAACUUUGUUAUUGCACUGUAGUCAAGACUCAGGGGUUAUGUUUCAGGAAUUUAUAAAUUUAAUGGUGCCCAUGUCAAAGUUUGAUUAUAAGGGAUGAUAGAAACAUUUUUCUAGAUGUGUCUGACUCAUAGUAUCUUUUUUUGAUUAUCAAGGUGUUAUUUUUUAAAUGACCAUCGCAAGGGUUUAGGCUAUGAGUCAAUUAAGUCAAAGGAGAGAUUCUUUUCAAUACAAAGACUGUGUCUUAGGGGGCCUGCAGCUAAGAUAUGUUUUCAGAGUAUGUUCACACAAUAUGUACCUAGAAACAUAAAACUUCUUAAGACCUCAAAAACUUAACAGGUAUGGUAGCGCAUGCCUGUAAUCCCAGCAACUCAGGAGACUGAGGCAGAAGGAUCACAGCAAGUUCAAGUCUAGCCUUGACUGCAUAGUGAGUUCAAUGCCAGCUUGAGCUAAGAGUGAGACCCUGUCUCAAAAAACAAAAACAAAAAUCAAUUUAUCAAUAUUAACUUAGGAUUCUUAAUUUGAUGACAGAUAAAAGGAGUAACUUAAUGACUAAGUGAGAAGAAAUAUAAAUAGAAUUUAGACUCAUGACAAGGAAGAGAACUGUAAGUUUGAAAUUUAUUAAACUUUAAAGUAAGCUUAGUAAGAUCUGUUGGCUGUGCCCUUCCUGGGGUUUUUAAUAUGGAGCCGAUUUCUACAUACAAUGAAGAGUUUUGGUCUGCUUUGGAAGCAAGCAAAAUAGCCCAGGCAACAUCCAUAGCAGAACACAGAAACUAUAGUAAGGUGCUUCUGAAAUUAAGGAUGUUAGCAAAGUACUAAUGGAAACAAGUACUAAACUAAAUAGUUGUCUUUUAAGUAUAGCGUAAGAAAUGGUUUGCAAAGAUAUAACUAAAGUGGUAACUAGCAUAGCCUUAGAAGUGACACAAAACUAGAGAAUGUGAUAACUUCAUCAAAUGGAUUCUAAACUUUUAAACGGAAAAGCAGCAGCCAACCUAGUGUACAAAAAAAUCAGUGUUUAUUCAGUACUGUUCCGAGCAAGCAGUGCUUUCUUUGUGCGAUAAGCUUCAUGUAUUUGAAAGACAUAAUCUACAUGGCACUACUGCCUUGAGCAGCUAAUGGGCUUUUGACGUCUCUUUAUCUGCUGCUAAAAUUUCUUGCACAUUUUGAUUCUAAUUCGUAUUAAGUCCCAUACCUGUAGGAAGGCCUCCUUGAAAGAAUUUCCCUUCGCUUCUGGGAAUCAGUUACACUAUCCACUGAUUCCUGUGAAUCUUCACUUUCUGCAAUAGUUGAAAUCUGAAAAUAAAGAAGUGCUUUAUCAUCAUAAUCAAACUUAGUUUCUGUAACUUUUUUUUUUUAAAUCAGUACCAGGAAUCAAACUCACGACUGCCUGUUUGCAAGGCAGGCGCUUAUGCCGCUGAGCUAAAUCCCCAGCCCCAGUUUCUGUAACAUUUUAUAAACUUUAAAACAUUUGUCUGUAAUUUCUUUCAGGAUUCUGUGUAACCAAUCUUUGAUUCAUUAGUGUUACUUGUCAGCUUUUAAUAGUUAUAGCAAAAUCAACAAAAAUAAGGUUUUGGACAUGUGGGAAAGACUGACUUAAAUAUCUGGUCCUAAGUCUACACAAGUAAUUUCCUUAACUACUGUGCAACCAAGUACAUUUACAGUGAUACAAGUAAGACUGCUUAUCCUUCACUUUCCAGAGAGUUACUUCAGCAACUCUGUUCUCUACUAUAGAUUGACAUGUUUUAAGGUAGGCAUUUUAUAAUUAUUUUUAAACAAAAACUCAAAACUAAUGAUGGUAAGUGAAUAAAGAUUUACAGAAUAAACUAGAAUUUAUUGAUGACUUACUAUGUGCCAGGUGCUAUGCUAAAGCACUUGCAUUACUUGAUAUAGUAACUCAGGCACCAGUUGGUACUGUUCUAUCAAAUUUACAGACGGAAGCAUUAAAGUGCUAAGUAAUCUGGUAAUUCUCCAAAGUGACAAAACUAAGAAACAGCAGUAUCCCUGUUAAUACCUAGCAUCUCUACUUUAGAUACCCUUACCAGCAUCAAAAUCCUAGUGGCACCAAACCAAUGUUGGCAGAACAAACAACCCACUAGUAUUUUCAGAGCAUUUUUAGACCGUGGUUCCCUCACCUAAGUCAGUAUGCUUGGCGCAAAGCUCCCUAUUGCCAGUCUUCUCUAGUCUAAACUGCAGAAGCCUUGUGCUCUUUCCUAAAGCAGGAGCACAGGGUGCUGUCAGAAUGAGAAUUAGAUCUAACCAAGACAAAGGAUUAGCUAGCUCAUCAAUGGCAGCAAGAAAAACCAUAUUCAGAGGUACCUGAGAAACUCCAAAGGUAUUCUUUUGACAGUACUUUGUGACAUGUGUCAUCACUUUAAAAAGAAAUCAGGUAAAUCUACUAACACUUUAAAAACGUCACUUAUAAUAAGCUAAUGUGCCCACCCAAAUCCUUUAAAAUAGAAGGUAAUAUAGUCUUUCACACUGUAGAAAAAAAAAAAUCUAGAUUUUUAAAAGCAAGCAAUAACUAGUGAGUCUAAAAUACUGAAAAGGCUGCAUUUUGUUUGAUUGUUAGUAUAUUAAAAACGCUACAGCUUACUGCUAAAGAAGCAUGUAGAAAAUUCAUCAGUCGCUGUCAUAAUUAGUCUAGUCACUAUCACGCACAAACUUUCUCAGAGAUACAGAGGUAAGAAACUGAAAAGGGUUAAGAGUAUCAGAAAUUCCAGAAACAACAAAAACUAGAGUUACAGUGACAGUACUGUCAUGUGCUGUUUUUAAUUAAUGUUCCACUCAGAAUCUUAUACUUCUGUGGCUUUCUUUCUUCAUCAUAUAUGUUUGACUAAUACAUCCCCAUCCUCACAACUAUUUCUUAAGGACAAUUAAUAAUCUGGGAACAUUUCCUUAUGACGUGAAAUUCCUUAAAACAGGCUACAUAAACUCCCCCAGCACAGUCUGGAAAUGAAGUGUUGUAUGUGGCCUUUCGACUCUCCUCCCCCCGCCAAGUCAGUGGAUUAUGGCACUUAGUACAGGAAAGGCUGCCAUUCGCUAAUCUGUGAAAUUUUGUCAAUUUGGACAGAAGUAAUGACCACUAUUUAAUAGACUACGUUAAUUCUAUUUUUAAUACAAAGGGAAUUCAGACAAAACAAAACAGAACCACACUGGUGCAGAAAUGCCAACAAGACUGCAGCCGUGGACACUGAGUGAUUAAGGUGUGUCCGUGUAGGCACACAGUCUGCUGGGGAACCACAGGAGAUUUUGGAAGUUUUUUCUUUUUCUCAAUUUUGCUGUAAAUGAAAACUGCACUAAAAAUUGAACAAAAUAAAAGCCUAUACUGGACUAAAAAAAGAAAUCAUGUAAAAAUUCAUUUUAUAAAUAAUUAUAGCUCAAUAUAUUUAGCAGAUUAAAAACCAUACAGAAACAUUAUAUCCCAAUUAUAAAUAAGGCUCCAAAUAGUAAUCAUAUUGUGAUAAUGGAAACCCUCCUGUCCUCACUUCGUGACAACUCUUUUUCCUGAAUUUAAGUAGUUUUUUAAUGUUGGCCACUUCUGUCAGUCAAGAAAUUUUCAAAAAGCCAAACAACUACUUGUUAUUAAGUUUUAAAUCUGAAUUUAACUUUGGUUUGUUUAAAAACUGUAUCUCCCGUUUAUAUGACAACUGUUUUUAUGUUUUAAUUAAAAAAUUUUUGACUUUUUGAGACAUGGUCUCACUAUGCAGUGCAGGCUGGCCUCAAACUCUCAGUCAAUCCUUCUGCCAUGGCCUCCUUAGGGCUGAGAUUGCAAGUAUGUUCCAUCACGCCUGGUGAAAAACUCUGUUUUUAACUGCUUGAAAUUUCAAAACACAACAAUGAUAAAACAUUAACUUUUUUUGGAAAAUUAUACAAAAUCCACUAAAAACUUAACUACAUUGUAUGGUUUAUUUUUUUUUUUUAAAUUCACUGGAUCAAUAAGCUUAGAAGUCUUGAACACUGAUGUUUAAACUCUUUUGACUUGCAGAUCUUUCAUACAAAGAAGAACAUCUUACAUACACAUCCGUUUUUUUAAUCCUAGGGGACUCAGGGUCUUUCCAAGUUGCUCUAACUACACUUGAACUUUUGAUCCUCCUGCCUAAUCAGCUUUUGAGCGCUGUGAUUAUAGGUGUAUGCCACCACACUCGCUCAGCCAUGUGUUUCUUACAUGCAAAUUUUUUUUUUUUUGGUCUUUUUCCUUUUUAUCGGUACUGGGGAUUGAACUCACGACUGCCUGCUUGCAAGGCAGGCGCUUAUACCGCUGAGCUAAAUCCCCAGCCCUUUACAUGCAAAUUUUUAAGUGUGUUAUUUAUAUUAUACAGUAAGAGUUCUUAGACAAAUAUAGAUAUUAAAAUACUAGGUUUUUUAAAGAUAAAUCAUUUAAUUUUCACUACAGUGAAAUGAUGUGACUAAAUAUAUCCUACUAAAAGAUCAUUAAUAUAACACUGAUUUAGAAAUAAUCUAAGCUUUGGUUUCUGGAAAUGUGAUUUAGUAUUUGUUACCUUGAAACAGGUAACUCAACUCAAUAUACAGAUCUCAAAAGUAAACAUAUGUGGGCUGGAGAUAUAGCUCAGCAGCUAAGCGUAAUAUCCUGAAUUCAUUCUCAGUGGCAAAAACGAAACAGAAACAGUAACUAUCUUAUUUAAAUUGUGAUUAUAAAGUAAGACAAGGGAUCUACCACUGAACUACAUGUCAGCCCUUUUAAAAAGAAAAUCUAUUUUGGGGACUUUUUUCCCCCCACUAAGUUGUCAAGGCUCGUUGGUCCUGCAACCCUUCUCCCAUGGUCUCCUAAGUAGCUGAGAUUACAAGGAGGUGCCACUAACCCUCACUGCAAUUUCCUAUUUUUACAAAUAAGUUCAAUUUCUACUGGAACUCUACAAGGCUUCCCAACAGGCUAGGAAAUAUUAUUUCUAAGGUUUUCAUAGUAUACAGAUUUUGAGCUUUUAGGGACAACAUACAUAUUGCCUGCAGUGGAAAGAAGCAUGGACAGUUUCUCAAUUACUAUUUUCAAAAUGCUCUCUCCACUGCACAACUUUCCUUUGAAAAGCAGCUAUUCUCCCAUUCAUGGUUAAAAUAUCACUUCCCUCUAGAAGAGAUACCAGUGAGAUUUCUAUUUCAAAAGUGUCUGUCACAUAAAACAUCCCUUGUUAAAUCCUUGUCAUCAUCACGAAAGGAAAGAACCACUGUCUUUAAAAAACACAAAAAACAAAAACAUGGUAACCCACUUGGGACCCCUUCUGUCGCUUUUAGACAGAAGCUUUAUCUCCCCCAAUAAAUAUUUUCUGCUCUUAAAAGAAAAAAA
This is a messenger RNA of Cavia porcellus (domestic guinea pig), 6999 nucleotides long. RefSeq names its product methyltransferase 21A, HSPA lysine (gene Mettl21a). The record is from RefSeq and is a predicted model, not a curated record. Lineage: Eukaryota; Metazoa; Chordata; Mammalia; Rodentia; Caviidae. Bases 477 to 1076 code for a protein of 199 amino acids. Gene Ontology annotation, molecular function: protein-lysine N-methyltransferase activity. Gene Ontology annotation, biological process: peptidyl-lysine methylation. The transcript has 4 exons. Gene Ontology annotation, cellular component: cytosol; cytoplasm.